Opisthorchis viverrini is the source of this 2388-nucleotide messenger RNA. RefSeq lists its product as hypothetical. Gene Ontology annotation, cellular component: voltage-gated calcium channel complex; membrane. Gene Ontology annotation, molecular function: high voltage-gated calcium channel activity. NCBI's taxonomy places the organism in Eukaryota, Metazoa, Platyhelminthes, Trematoda, Opisthorchiida, Opisthorchiidae. The transcript has 15 exons. Gene Ontology annotation, biological process: calcium ion import across plasma membrane. The record is from RefSeq and is a predicted model, not a curated record. Bases 1 to 2388 code for a protein of 795 amino acids.
AUGGCCAACUGUUGUGCUCUGGGGGCGGUGUCACCCUAUCCGGACCAGGAUUCCAACGCGCUUAAUCACAUUCUUUAUCUUGGGGAAUACCUAUAUGAGAAAAUUGAGAACGUAUUCAUCGUGAUUUUCACCGUCGAAUGUGCCUUGAAAAUCGUCGCUUUUGGUUUCGUAAUGCACAGUGGUGCCUACUUAAGGAACGGAUGGAAUAUCCUAGACUUUACAAUUGUUGUUUUGGGGUUGCUUCAACCGCUUAUUCAAGAAAUGGUCGAAGAAUCAGGAGUGGACGUAAAGGCUCUGCGCGCUUUUCGAGUUCUUCGACCAUUACGUCUCGUCUCUGGGCUUCCAAGUUUGCAGGUCGUAUUGAAUGCUAUCAUGCGUGCCAUGGUUCCGCUGCUACACAUUGCUCUGCUGGUCAUCUUUGUGAUCAUUAUCUACGCCAUCAUUGGGCUAGAACUGUUCUCUGGCAAACUGCAUGCAACUUGUUAUGAUGUGUACACAGGAGAGAUUGAGGAUCAUCCAUCCACAUGCAACGUAAACAGACAGAGUGAAAUUUGUGGUCGUGGGUCAAUUUGUUACGACUUCAAGCUGAAUAUGAGUCCUGCCGCGGUGGCCGAACGCCAAGCUAUUGCAGAUGCAGUCGCUGCCGGAAAGGUUAUCCCACCGUUACCCACUCCUGAACGAUGGGCAGGGCCGAACUUCGGAAUCACAAAUUUUGAUAAUUUUGGUCUUUCCAUGCUAACUGUCUUUCAGUGUGUCACCAUGGAGGGCUGGACCCAAGUCAUGUACUGGGUCAACGAUUCACAAGGAAUGCUCUACCCUUGGGUAUAUUUUGUCAGUAUGAUACUAAUCGGGUCGUUUUUCGUGAUGAAUCUGGUUCUCGGUGUUCUAAGCGGUGAAUUCUCCAAGGAGAGGGAGAAGGCGAAAAAGCGUGGGAAGUACCAGAAAGCCAGAGAACAAAUGCAAUUCGCCGAGGAUGUCCAAGGAUAUUUGGAUUGGAUCAGUGCAGCUGAGGAUAUUAGCGAUGAUGAGGACAAUGCUGAGAAAGAAGCGGAUAAAGAAAAAAAAUUUCGUUGGUGCGCCGCCUGUCGUAGUACUCCUGCAGCGGAUGAGGAGGAAGAAGAAGAUCCAUCUGACCAUGGAAUGGACAACGGACCAAGAAGUCAGGCUUCGCAGCAGAACCAAUAUUUUUUCUGCAUUCCUCUGAAAGGGCGGAGAUCUCGGAGAUGGAACAGACGGUGCCGACGGUCGUGUCGCAGACUAGUCAAGUCUCAGACCUUCUACUGGAUAGUUAUUGUCCUUGUGUUUCUCAAUACCGGUGUGUUGACUUCCGAACACUAUGGGCAACCGUUGUGGCUGGAUCACUUUCAAGAUCUGGCCAAUAUCAUCUUUGUCGUUUUGUUCUCCAUUGAGAUGUUGAUCAAAAUGUAUAGCUUGGGCAUCCGUUGCUACUUUGACUUCAUGUUCAACCGGUUCGACUUCUUUGUCGUCAUCUGCAGCAUCGGUGAAAUUAUUCUCAUUCGGACUGAAGUCAUGCCUCCGCUUGGUGUAUCAGUGCUUCGAUGCGCUCGUCUUCUACGGGUAUUCAAAGUUACUAGGUAUUGGGGCAGCCUAAGAAAUCUCGUCGGCUCUCUUCUUGCAAGCUUAAAGUCGAUCGUCAGCCUUCUUGUCCUACUUUUCCUGUUCAUCGUGAUUUUCGCUCUUCUCGGGAUGCAGCUCUUCGGUGGGCGAUUCAAUUUCAAAAAAGUGGAAAAACCUCGUUCCAAUUUUGACAGCUUCUAUCAGUCCCUGAUCACCGUCUUUCAAAUACUGACCAGCGAGGACUGGAACGAAGCCAUGUACAAUGGAAUCAAUUCUUAUUCAAAAGGAAGCGUAGGAAUGCUUGUUUGCCUGUACUACGUCAUCCUCUUCAUAUGUGGCAAUUAUAUUCUACUCAACGUCUUUUUGGCCAUUGCCGUGGAUAACUUAGCAGAUACUGGUUCGGGUGAGGAGAAGAAGGAAGAAUCCGGUGAGGAGAAACCAGAGGGUGAAGAAGACAAGAUCGAAUCAGAUAUGAACAAAGCAGCAGUCUCCGCAGAUCUCGCCGCACGCAGGCUUAGUCGACAAGUCUCUGGUCAAUCUGGCACGCCCAGUUUGACCGAAAAAGUUCACAACGAAUUCAACGACGUCACUCAGCUUUUGGAUCAACUAAACUUGGAUCCAAUCAAUGAGGAAGAGGAUGAAGACAAUCGUUCGACAAACAACCUCUGUAGGUUGUCUUUUCGUCCAAAUUCUGUCCUUAACCUAAACAACCUCUCCUGUCACACACGUUGGUCUUCAUUAACUAGCCGAAGGACAAUCCAAUUACACAACAGAUUUCGAUCAGCACAACCAUUAGAUCAAAUUGGUUGA